UGUAAACAAAGGGAAGACUGUGGUUCAGAGUCCAUUAUAAACUCGGUCCCUCGUGUUUUCUAGCUGUAGGAAGAUGACCGCCAUCCUCCCGCGGAUUGAGCAGCUGUCCGCGCGGGUCGUACGGAUCCUUGGCUGCAACCCGGGCCCGAUGACGCUGCAGGGCACCAACACCUACCUGGUGGGCACCGGGAAACGGCGUGUGCUGAUAGACGCGGGGGAGCCGGGUGUGCCGGAGUACAUCUCUGCGCUGCAGCAGACGCUCAGGCAGCAUGACGCCAGCAUCCAGGAGAUCGUGCUCACACACUGGCACCACGACCACACCGGGGGGGUGCCCGACAUCUGCGCCAGCCUGCCCGGAGGUUGGGACCUCCCCGUGAGUAAGCUGCCUCGAUCUCCUCAUCAGGAAGAGCGAAUCGGAGUGGACCAGAAGAAAUACACGUACCUGCAGCACGGAGACCUGAUACACACCGAGGGAGCCACACUCAAGGUGCUGUACACUCCUGGCCACACAGAUGACCACAUGGUGCUGCUGCUGGACCAGGAGGGGGCGCUGUUCUCUGGCGACUGCAUCCUGGGGGAGGGAACCGCCGUCUUCGAGGACCUCCACGACUACAUGCAGUCGCUACACACACUCCUGGACACACACGCCGACCACAUCUACCCAGGCCAUGGUCCAGUAGUGGUCAACGCUGGCUCUAAGAUCAGAGAGUACAUCGCUCACAGAGAGCAGCGGGAGCAGCAGAUACUACGAGUCCUUCAGGAGAACAGCACACACACACUCACCGCCGCAGAGCUGGUCAAGAUCGUCUACAAGGAUACACCUGAGCACCUGCACAGGGCAGCAGAGGUGAAUCUGACUCACCAUCUGAAGAAGCUGCAGAAGGAAGGACACAUCACUGCAGUGGAGUGCAGGUGGAAAAGUAAUCUCUGAUCAGCACGGACACAUGCUACGCUGGACACCCAGCACACACGCACGCACACACACACACAUACACGUACACACACACGCACAUUACGCUGGACAGAUGAAGUCCAGCUGGAGUAGCAGCCACGGCGGAACCGUGUGUACGUGUGUGUGUGUGUGUGUGUGUGU
This is a messenger RNA of Sardina pilchardus (European sardine), 1093 nucleotides long. RefSeq names its product lactamase, beta 2 (gene lactb2). The transcript is spliced from 7 exons. Gene Ontology annotation, molecular function: RNA endonuclease activity; single-stranded RNA binding. Lineage: Eukaryota; Metazoa; Chordata; Actinopteri; Clupeiformes; Clupeidae. The record is from RefSeq and is a predicted model, not a curated record. Gene Ontology annotation, cellular component: mitochondrial matrix. Bases 74 to 931 code for a protein of 285 amino acids.